UUUUAAGCGCACAUAGUCAUGUCUUUAACCAGCUCCUUUGCAACCCCGUUACUUUUGCUUUUAUGUGUUGUUUUAUUCUCAGUUACUGUUGCAGAAGAAUGCGAAGUGUGUGAGGAGUUUUUGGGGCGGCUUUAUAACUCACUGGUGAUUAGACACACAGAGUUGUCGCCAGAGCUGGUGGAGGAGGGUCUGAUCAGAGCAUGCACUGAGACUACUGGGAAAGAGAAUCGGCUUUGCUAUUACUUAGGAGCCUCCAGUGAUGCUGCAGCCAAAGUGACAGGUGAGGUGAGCCGCCCCCUCAGUGCACAUGUUCCUGUCUACAAAAUCUGCCAAAAACUUCAGCGAAGGGAUGGCCAGAUCUGCGAGCUCAGAUAUGACCGUCCAGUUCUUGACUGGAGCAGGGACGCUUUGUCUAAAAUGCGAGUGUUGGAUCUGAAGAGAGUCUUGGCCUCGUGGGGGGAGGAGUGCAGAGCCUGUCUGGAGAAGAGUGAAUUUAUCAAUCUCAUCCAGGAGGUGGCUCCCAAACACAGCACAGCGCAGCACAAAGCACACACGGAAGAGUUCUGAGGGCCUCCUCGUGCAGCUCUGUGCUGGGGAGACAGAGCUCUGAUGAGAGGGCCUCCUCGUGCAGCUUCAUGCUGGGGACACGCUGCACGAGCAGCUGUACUCUCAGGGACACUUAUGAAAUUGCACUGAGACUCCUAACUUAUAAUGCUUUUCAUAAUAUUAGUUAUAGUAGCCAUGUGCAAUAUGUGCCACUUCCCCAGUGUCUCAUUCUCCUGUACCGCUGUAAGCAUUUCUCUCACAAACUCAGAAUAAAUCAAUUAAGCUUUA
Molecule: messenger RNA, 834 nt
Organism: Pimephales promelas (fathead minnow)
Lineage: Eukaryota; Metazoa; Chordata; Actinopteri; Cypriniformes; Leuciscidae
Gene: cdnf
Product: cerebral dopamine neurotrophic factor
Biological process (GO): neuron projection development; dopaminergic neuron differentiation
Cellular component (GO): endoplasmic reticulum
Source: RefSeq, a predicted model, not a curated record